This is a messenger RNA of Paramecium pentaurelia, 426 nucleotides long. NCBI's taxonomy places the organism in Eukaryota, Ciliophora, Oligohymenophorea, Peniculida, Parameciidae. The record is from the annotation of a GenBank genome assembly.
UAUGUUCACAGAGUAACCCUAUUACGAAGCCAAGGUGUUUCUUAAAUCUUAUAAUGAUGCUAUAUCAUGUUUAAGGUAAGCUAAUUAUCAUAGUAAUUUAAUAGAGAGGCAGCUGAAUAAAAAGCUCAUGUUGAAUUCUAGGAACAUGUACUCUAAUCACUUGCAACAGCUCGUACCAGAUAGGAGGUAGAAAUCUUUAAUAUGUUAGUUGGAUGUGAGAGAUGGUUAAGUAGUACCAGGAUUAAAUUUUGGGUAAUCAAAGUAGACCAAGCUCUUCUAAUUUUCAAAGUAUCUAUUUAUCAUAUAUGUCAAGUCAUGUGUUUGCAAAAUAUUUCAAAGGAUUUGAGGAAUACAGCGGCAAUUUCAAGGGCUUCCAAUAGGUUAUAACAGAGGGACUUAAAAAAUUGAAGUCAGAUGUGAAAUGAA